Molecule: messenger RNA, 1742 nt
Organism: Scheffersomyces amazonensis
Lineage: Eukaryota; Fungi; Ascomycota; Pichiomycetes; Serinales; Debaryomycetaceae
Product: Gfo/Idh/MocA family protein
Exons: 1
Coding region: 63-1520 (485 amino acids)
Molecular function (GO): nucleotide binding
Source: RefSeq, a predicted model, not a curated record
UUUUUUUUUUUUGAUCUUAUUAGUAUUAUUCAUUCAUUUAACUAUCUAAAUAAUAUCGUACUAUGGGCUCAAUCCCUUCUUUUAAUGAUGUGACAUACAAUUCUAACAAUUCAAAUAAUAAUGGUGGUAAUAAGAAACUUCAAUUUAUUGUAAUUGGAGCUGGUUUAAUUGGUCCAAGACAUGCGGAUCAUAUAGUAUCAAGACCUGAUUGUCAAUUACUAGCUAUUGUAGAUCAUUCAGCAAAGGGUCCAUUAGUAUCUAAACAAUUUAAUACUCGUCUAUUUAAAAAUUUAACUGAAUUAUUUGAAUUUUGUGAAUUUAAUAAUGAAGGUGUAACUUAUCCUGAUGCAGCCAUUAUUGCAACUCCAAAUCAUACUCAUGUUGAUUUAGGAUUACAAUUGGCUUCAAAAGGUAUUCAUUUAUUAGUUGAAAAACCUUUAGCACCAACUGCUGAAGAUUGUAAAACUCUUGUUGAUUAUUGUCAUUCCAAAAAUAUUCAUCUUUUAAUUGGUCAUCAUAGAAGAUUUAAUCCUUAUAUUAUUACUACUAAAAAGAAUUUAAAGAAAUUAGGUCAUUUGGUUGCUAUUCAAGGUACUUGGACAUUAUGUAAACCUCCUUCAUAUUUUCUUGAAAAACCUUGGAGAUCUUCACUUGAAUUAGGUGGUGGUACAUUAUUAAUUAAUCUUAUUCAUGAUUUAGAUUUAUUACAAUAUUUAUUAGGUCCCAUUGAAAAAGUAUAUGCUGAAUUAUUAUCUAAACAAAGAAUUGAUAGAUUUGAUAAUCAUAAUAAUAAUAUUUCACCUAAUUCAAUUGAAAAUUCUAAUCUUGUUGAUGAAGGUGCAGCAUUAACUUUAAAAUUUGCUAAUGGAUGUUGUGGAACUUUUAUUUGUUCAGAUAAUGUAACUUCACCAUUUUCUUUUGAAGUUGGAACAGGUGAAAAUCCAACUGUACCAUUUAAUGAAGAAGUUCAUGGAUUUUAUAGAAUAUUUGGAUCUCAUGGUACAAUAUCAGUACCUGAUAUGAAAUUAUAUCAUCAAAAGGAUAAUGAAUUUGAAGAUGAUUAUGAAUUGAUUAAUAAUUCAAUGAGUAAUAAUUUUGAUGAUGCCAGAUCUUGGUUGAAGCCCAUUGUUACUGAACAAUUAAAAAUGGAUCAUGAAGAAGAAGAUGAAGAUAAUGAACUUGAUAUUGAUAUGGAAAAUACAUUAUUACCAACUCCAUCUCCAUCACCAAAUUAUAAAGAGUAUAGUCCAAUACAUAAUUCGACUCGUCCUACUGAAUCAUCAUCAACCACCACCAAAACAAAGGAAAAACCCAAACCAUUUGACUUACAACUUGAUCAUUUUGUAAACAUUAUCACAGGUAAAGAAUCCUAUGUUAAAUGUACCGGUGAAGAUGCAUUACAAGCUUUACUUUGUAUUGAAGCAGUUAUGAAAUCAAUCCAAUCUGGUUUACCACAAUUUGUCAAGAAUAUUGAUCAAGUCCAACCCAAUAAUGAAUUAUUGAAUGAAUAUAAAAAUUGAAAAAUCUCUAAAACUGUUUAAUUCCUAAAAUUCCAAAAAAUGGCUAAAAAAAAUGCAAAAUAUUUUGCAACUAUUUUAUUUAUUAAUUGUUGUUAAUGUUCUUCUUCUUCUUAUUAUUACUAUUAUUAUUUCUACUAUUACUUUUACUAUUGUGCUACAGGAUAUCGGCUUUUUAUGUUUAGUUCAUCAUAUUAUAUUAUAUAUUAUUUAACUAAAUAUAUG